Pochonia chlamydosporia 170 is the source of this 300-nucleotide messenger RNA. RefSeq lists its product as hypothetical. NCBI's taxonomy places the organism in Eukaryota, Fungi, Ascomycota, Sordariomycetes, Hypocreales, Clavicipitaceae. The record is from RefSeq and is a predicted model, not a curated record. The coding region runs from base 1 to 300 and encodes 99 amino acids. The transcript is spliced from 2 exons.
AUGCCCUCCUCCAAAAAAUGGGACACCUCCCACGAACUCGACCUCUGCAUGGCCGUAAUCCUCACAGGCGGCUCAACCACCUCCUACAAAUGGCCUGAAAUCCACGAAAUCAUGUGCCACCUUGGUCACAACUACACCAAAGAUGCAAUCUCACAGCACUUCACCAAGGUCAUACUUCGCGGCUUCAAGAAGAGGCAUGAUCUUCCGGCUGGCAAGCUCGAGGCCGUGACACCAGUCAAGGACAAACGAAAGCUGGCGGAUGGGGAGGAGGAAUCUCCUUCCAAGAGGAAGGCGAAGUAG